This is a messenger RNA of Drosophila biarmipes, 3407 nucleotides long. RefSeq names its product probable ATP-dependent RNA helicase DHX35. Lineage: Eukaryota; Metazoa; Arthropoda; Insecta; Diptera; Drosophilidae. The transcript has 5 exons. Bases 56 to 2092 code for a protein of 678 amino acids. Gene Ontology annotation, molecular function: ATP hydrolysis activity; RNA binding. The record is from RefSeq and is a predicted model, not a curated record. Gene Ontology annotation, cellular component: intracellular anatomical structure; catalytic step 2 spliceosome.
AUCAGCUGUUUGUUUGUAAUUUCAAAAUCAACUUAAAUAAAGUAAAUUCAAAGAAAUGUCUACGUUUAAGCCGAAGUUCUUAAAACCAGAGACGGACGAUGCAAUUACGGAUAGUGUGGGUGGUGAACAGCAAUCCUCCGCCUUUGUUUUCAACGCUAAUCACAAUCUGGGACUUGUGGAACAGAGGGAGCGCUUACCUAUAAGACAGUACCGGGAUCAGAUACUAUACUGUUUGGAGAAGCACCAGGUGGUGAUUCUAGUGGGUGAGACAGGCAGUGGCAAGAGCACCCAGGUGCCCCAAUAUCUCUACGAAUGGGGCUGGCAUUCCAAGGGACUCAUAGGUAUCACCGAACCGCGGAGGGUCUCCACCGUUACCCUGGCGAAUCGCGUGGCGCAAGAACGCGGUGAACUGGUAGGCGACACGGUGGGCUAUGUGGUGCGCUUCCUCGAAAGGAUCACCGCGGAGACCAAGAUCAAGUUCAUGACCGAGGGCAUCUUGCUGCGCGAGCUCCUCGCCGAUCCCCUGCUCACCCAAUAUGGUGUUAUCAUCGUGGAUGAGGCCCACGAGCGGAAUAUGCUCACCGACAUGGUAUUAGGUCUGCUCAAGAAGAUCCUUCGCAAGCGCAGCAGCCUCAAGCUCAUCAUCUCAUCGGCCACCAUAGAUGCGGGUUUCUUCAGCGAGUUCUUUAGCUGGCCAGGAUCAGGAGAAGUUAGCGUUAAGUUAACCAUCGAAGGACGCAUGCAUGCUGUGAGUAAUUUCUACCUCAACGAACCCUGUGCCGACUAUGUCAAGGAAACGGUGGAGACGGUCUGGAAGCUGCACCAAAAGGAGCCUCCCGGCGAUAUUUUGGCCUUCUUAACUGGCCAAGAGGAAGUCCUGGAGGCACUGGAUCUCCUGCGCGAGUACAUCGCCAGUUCGGAGCAAGAGAACCUCAAGGUGCUGCCCAUGUAUGGCAGCAUGUCCAGCACCGACCAAUUGGCUGUGUUUUUCACCCCACCCAAGGGAGUGCGCAAAGUGGUGCUAGCCACGAACAUCGCAGAGACUUCCAUCACCAUACCAGGCAUAGUCUACGUCAUAGAUUGCGGGUACGUCAAGGUGAAGUGGUACAAUCCCAAGACCAGUAGCGACAGUCUGGUGGUUGUGCCGGUCAGCAAGGCCUCCGCCAUCCAGAGAGCAGGACGGGCAGGUCGCAUGCGGCCAGGAAAAGUAUACCGUUUGUACACCAAAACAGACUUUGAUGCACUGGCUCCUCGACAGCCGCCAGAGAUGCGACGCAGUGAAAUGAGCGGAGCUGUUCUGCAGCUAAAAGCUCUGGGUAUCGGGAACAUCCUACGCUUCGACUUUCCCUCUCCACCGCCGGCACAAAAUCUUCUUUCUGCCCUGGAAGGGCUCUUCGCCUUGGACGCCAUCGAUGAGCAGGGCAAUCUGACCAAACCCGUGGGUUAUCUUCUGGCCGAGCUGCCCUUCAGCGCUAUGCUAUCGAAGAUGCUCUACGUUUCCGGCCAGAUGGGCUGUUCCGAGGAGAUUAUAACCAUCAUUGCGAUGCUGCAAGUGCAAUCUAUAUUCUCGCGCCCAGUCUCGGCCGCUGCCCAGCAAAGUGGACGCAUAGCCCAUCGGCACUUUGAGGUGGCUGAAGGUGACUUCAUUACGCUCUUGAACGUUUACACGGGCUUCGUGGAGGAGGGCAUGACCAAGGAGUUCUGUGGCCAGUACUACCUCAUCUACAGAAACCUUAAGAGGGCCGUCGAACUGAGGGAGCAGCUCAUCACAUUGGCCAGGAAGAAAUACGGCAUUCCCAUCUUCUCGUGCAAGGGAGAUGUGGAAACCUUGUGCAAGUGCAUCACUGCCGGCUUCUUCACCCAGGUGGCCUAUCUGCACCACUCUGGAGUCUAUCGACAGAUCAGCAGCGGCACCGAACUGGCCAUACAUCCGAACUCCACGCUUUAUACACUGCCGCAGGCACAGUACGUGGUCUACGGAGAACUGCUGCAGACAACGAAGCUGUUCAUGAACCAAGUCACGGUGAUCAAGAGGGAGUGGCUGACGGAAUUGGCGCCUCAUUACUACCAGCAAACCACAGUGCGGGACUAGCAGAUAACAUAAACGCCUCUUGAAAACAACUUAAGCUAAAAGGAUGUGAACGAUGUGAUGAUUCCCUUUCGGAGUCUAACCAGCGGCAACGCGUCCUCGACCCUGGAAUAACAUCAUAGACUCCGGACCACGAAUGACGCGCGACAUCAGCUCCCAGCACAUUUUGGCGGGCAAAAGACUGAAAAACCGAGAAUAGUUACCUCAGAUAUUAGUAUUUAUUUAUUUAAGUAUACCCACCAUUUAAGAGGAGUAAGCAGGCGAAUGGAGUUGGGCAGGACGCACCACACCUCGUUACAGCGGACGGCGUUCUCGAUGCGAUCCGCCACAUAUUGCGGCUCCAGCAUGGGCAUCAUCCGCGGACGAACCCCUGAGAACAUGCCCGUAUUGAUGUAGUACGGGCAGAUUAAACUCAUCUGGAUUUGAUCAUAGCCAUGGGCUUUCAGAUCCGUGAGCAGGCUUUCGUGGAAGCCGAUGCAGGCGUAUUUGGUGGCCGCGUAAUCACUGCAACCGUAGGUGCCCAGCAUUCCCGUCACCGAGCCCACGGUCACAAUGUGACCGCGAUUGUUGCGCAUCAUGUGCGGCAGGAACGCUUUCACGGUCCAGUAGUGCGAAAUGAUGUUGAUGUUGUACGUGUUUUGGAUGACCCGAUCGUGCAGCUCCCAGAAGGGCUUGCAGCACACGAUUCCGGCAUUGUUGAUCAGUAUAUCCACGGGACCCACUUGGUCCGUGACCUGGCUGGCCCGUUGGUAGAUUUGCUCCCGAUCCGAGAUAUCAACCACAUAGCCCUUGCAGUUGUCAUAACCAUGUUUGGCCAACAGAUCCACAGCUGUCUUGAUGGCUGCGUGGAAAAAUAUUAUCGUAUAUUGUUUAGCUAAUCAAAUUGUAAAUGUAACAGCUUUCACUGGCUGUCGGGUUUUUUGACCCGCUAUGCAGAAGCUGUGACGGAGUAAUUAGCACCGGAGUGCGAUUUCUCAGUCCCCUACCUUCUUGGUUGAUAUCCCAGAUGACUAUGCGGGCCUGAAGUCGCGCGAAGUUUAACGCAAUCAGGCGACCAACUCCGCCGCCACCUCCUGUGAUGAGCACCACCUGGCCUGAGAUGUCCUGUUGGGGUGGAAAAUAAUAUUAAUUAAUUAAAUAUUAGGAAGCAAUUGUAAAAAGCAAUUUUAUGUUUUUGUAAAUGGUAAAAAUUUACUUAAACAAAGAAAUAUUUGUAUUUGAAUGCCCUAAUGUUAUGCAUUUAAAACGGCAUUUAGUUUUAUAGAUAAAUGAUGUUAUAUAAAAUUUAAUAAUUUAUGCAGUCCAUCAAAUAACUAAA